CUGAUGAGAAGACGCCCUAGUGUUUUUCGUUCUGGAAAUGAGGCAGAAAGGUGCAAAAAGCAACCCGAGAUGAAUAGAUGGUGGUGCCAGAGUGAAAGAAUGAUGUGCUCUGAAGCUGAAGCCGGAUUUUGCGAUCCCAUGGGAGGUCUCAAUGUGUUCCCAAUGUGUCAGUUUGGAAUCCACUGAGAUUUACAACUUGAGCUUUUUUGGGUCGCUUUUAGGAUCUUGAGAGAAAAGUUGCGGUAUCAAAUGUUAAUGCUCUCCUUCUCUCUCUCUCUCUCUUCAUUCUACUGCAACAAUUUGCUGGAUGACCUAACCUGUUUCUGGUGAGUGGUGGGACGAUUGCUUUCCCCAGUCAGGAGGUGGAGAAGCCCGUCGUGUUUGGUUGAGGUCGUCUUGUCAAGGGACGUUGCGACAGUGCAAGAUGUCUCCUUGGCAGGUUGAGGCUGUCGCUGAACAUGCUGGAAUCAGACAAGCAGAAAGUGAAGUGACAUCCACUGUCUGUGAUAUCACCAGUGAGGCAUAAUGAGCCGAGGGACAUCCAUCUUGUGGUGGCAAGCCGCCCUGUUCCUCUGGGUGGCUUCCUGUCACUUUGAGCAGCUCUUAGCUCGCUCAUUUGUCGAGCCUCGACUCGAAAACAUCCAUUGCUACAACCCAAGUCCGAAUGAGGAACAAAAUGGUACUCUGGUUUGCAUCAUUAGUCCAAGUCAGUCAGGGGACAAUAGGCCACCAUGGAGGCCAAUUUCAAACCCAGAUCGAACGUGGAGGCGGCCCAGAGUGCUGAGGCUGCAGUGCAAUGGCACAAGUCAUCAAGAAAUUCCCGAAAGUGCAGACAGGGAGACCACUCCUCUCAACAGGGGCAUUGUUCGUAAUGGUGAAGGUGGUUUUGGAGGAGGUUUUGCCGACGCCAGACGAGGCCAUCGUCCCUCGGCCUCGCCUUACUCUUCUUCCCCGGCUCCUCUGCGUGAUAUCUUAGAUCAAGUGCUGUCUUCCAUUGAGGACACCUUUGAGGCGGUCUCUUCCUCUAGUCUUUGGCAAUCUCUACGAGAAUUGCAAGUGAUAAAUUGUCUUGAAGAACUUCAGCGACUGGAUCUACUUUUUCUGGCCUCGUCGUUUACGUACGAGCUCGCCUCUCUUCGCAUUCAGGAUGAGUUCUCUGAACAAAGGAAAACCGAUAAGUUCAUUAUCCGAGAACCUGAUGUGUUCGCAGAUGGUCCCCGGAAAUUGAGCCAUUUGGAUCUGUCCUCGGUCGGGCUCCAAUUUCUCCCCGAAGGCUCGCUCUGCCCUUUGCAACACUCGCUUCACAGCCUUAACUUGACCUCCAACCUGAUCUCGGAUGUGGCUGACCUUGGUCUCCACCGACAGACUGGAGGUGUCGCCUGUCAGAUCUCCAAAGUUCAUUCCAUAAACCUGUCCAGGAACAGGCUGCAAGUCAUUAAGAGUGGGGCUUUGGAACCCGUCCUCGCCUCAGGAAGCCUUCGUGACCUGGAUCUUAGUGGCAACCAGAUUUCUCGACUCGAAGAUCAUGCCCUCGUGUCCGCUAGUCAGAGCACCAGCCAAUUACAAGUUCUUAAUUUGGCUCACAACCGGCUGAGUCAACUUCCGGAUCAUCUCCUCGUGUCACGUCUUGAACAACAUGCAGAUUCCGCUCAAGUGGGUCUGACCGAGCUCUAUCUCUCCAACAAUACCCUGAGCCAGCUCCCCAAGGGCUUGUUAGAUCGUCUUACCCAUCUCGUGGUUCUGAACCUGUCUCACAAUGCCUUGACCAAUAAAUGGAUGCAGGAGAGCCCCUUCCAAGCCCUCAAAAGCCUGGUCGCUUUGGACCUAUCCCAUAAUCGUCUCCAAGGGAUCGAGGCCCGUUUUUUUCAGGGCCUGAACUCGUUACAAGUGUUGACUGUGGCUCAUAAUCAGAUUCAUAGUGUCGGUGGUCAAUUGGGGAGCGUGAUGCCCUCCAUUCAUGCCUUGGUUCUAGCCCACAAUAGCCUCGAAGAAUUGCCCUCCGAUGUGUUUGACGGGUUGAACCAACUCAGUUCCCUUGGGUUGGAUCACAACGGCAUCAAAACUUUGACCAGGGAUACUUUCAAUGCUUGUUGUAGCAAUCUCCAGGACUUGGCUUUGCAUUCCAACUCAUUCCGACACAUCCCGCAUCCCGCCCUCAAGCCCUUGGCAGCAAAUUUGCGCACCCUGGAUUUGGGAGAAAAUCAAAUUUCCCUGGUCCAUCCCAAUGCUUUGGCCGGAUUCGAGGAGUUGUAUGGACUCCGCUUGGCCGGGAAUCAAAUUCAAAGCUUGCCCGAGAAAGUUUUCGCCCAAGCUGAUAACAUCAAGAUGUUGAAUUUGGCCGAUAAUCGUAUUCAGAAUAUUGAGCAGGAUGUCUUCCUACCGCUCAAAAGCUUGAAGGCCUUGAGAUUGGAUAACAAUGAGUUAGAGGACUUCAACGGCCUCUUAACCACCCAGCACCAACUCCAAUGGUUGAACAUCUCCAACAAUCGCCUGCUCUGGUUCGAUUACGCUUUCAUCCCCAAGUCGUUGCUUUGGCUCAAUUUGGCCGGGAAUCAAAUUGAGGAGCUGGAAAAUUACUACGAGAUGCAAAUCGGUUUCCAUCUGGUUCACUUGGAUGUCAGCCACAAUCUCUUGAAGAAAAUGGAUCGACAGAGCUUGGUACCCAGUCUGAAAGAGCUCAAGUUUCAAUCUAAUUUGAUCGAGGAAUUUGCUCCCAACUCCUUGAUUGGGCUCUCCAAUUUGACGUCGGUGAACUUGUCCAACAAUCGAUUGUCCAAAUUUUCCCUGAAUUCAUUGGCACUGACACGCGAGUCAACGGAGAACACGGAUCCAGUGGAGCUCUAUUUAGCCCACAAUCCGAUAAUGUGCGACUGUGAAAUGGAAUGGCUGCAAAGGAUCAAUGAUUUAGCCCGACGAGCACCCAGGGAAUUCGCGUUUAUCGCGGAUUGGGACAACAUUAGUUGCUCUCUCAACAAUCGGCCUUAUUCUUCGAGCCCAGACCUGCCUUCCAACGAGACAAAAUUGGUUCUCCCGUUAAAGGAAGUCCAGCCGAGCGAGUUCAUCUGCCAAUAUCAGACCCAUUGCUUCGCUCUGUGUAUGUGUUGUGACUUCUUUGCGUGCGAUUGCCGAAUGAAAUGCUCGGAUGGUUGUGAGUGCUUCAACGACCAAACUUGGUCGGCCAAUAUCAUCCAAUGUGGAAAACGGGAGCAUCGAGAAGUGCCCGAGUUUAUCCCCAUGGAUGCCACGGCCAUCUACUUGGAUGGGAAUAACCAUACGGACCUGUCGACCGAGACCUUCAUCGGGCGGAAGCAUCUAACUUCACUGUUCCUCAACAACAGUGCCAUCACCAUGAUCAGCAAUAAGACCUUUGGCGGCCUCUCUGAGCUCUUGAUCCUUCAUCUUGAGCACAAUAAACUGUCUGAGCUCACGGGUGGAGAGCUGCUCGAUCUGUCAUCAUUGCGAGAGCUCUAUCUGGACCACAACUCGCUCACCCACAUCCACCCUAGUGCGUUCAAAAACUUAGGAAAGCUCCAAAUCCUUACGCUUAACAACAACAAAUUGGUGGCAUUUCCUCUUUGGGACCUCUUUCAAGCGGGCAAUGUCCACCAGGUGGCGCUGGCGGGCAAUCCUUGGUCUUGUGAAUGUGGAUUCUUGCAGAACGUGCAGAAAUUCCUUAAGGAACAUCAGGAGAGGAUUCUGGAUGCUCAGGAAUUGACGUGUGUCGUAGGGGAUUCUUCCCAAUCCAGUAUCAUCUCCAAUGCCUCUUGUGCUGAUGUGCUAGCGGUCUCCUUUCGCGAUCAAAAUGGAGCCGACCAUCGAAAUGACCAGAGUGUGUUGGUCAGUUUGGUGCCCGUGGUGGCCGUGGUCUCGUCCGCAUUCAUCAUUGUCAUCAGCCUGAUCAUCUUAGCCGUGGCCUUGAGGAAGCCAAUAUCCAUUUGGUUUCGCUCCAAAUAUGGGAUUCACCUCAUGGAACGCUCCAACCGUCGCUCCAUGAGCGGAUCCGACGAUACGAAUACUAGUGCUGGGGUGGGUGGAGUGGGCACCGUCGGAGGCAUACCCAUUGGUCAUAAUCAGGCCCAAUAUGACGUGUAUGUUCAUUACAACGCCGAUGACGGUCUGUUUGUCCAACAGAACUUGGGUCCAGCCUUACCCUCAAGAUCGUUCCUACAUCACCGAGACCUCCGGUCCAAGUCCCGAACUUUGGGGGAUGCAAUUGAGGCCACGUUGGAUACUUCCGCUAGUGUCUUGGUCUUGGCCUCCAGGGAUUAUUUGAACAAUGAAGUCUGUCGCAAUGAGUUUGGACUCAUCCUCGACCGAAUGGCUGUGAAAAUCCGACUGAGACACCUCAUUGUUGUCACUGUGAACGCGGAGGAUCAAAUGCAAAUCCGGAACGUAGUUCCCAGAGAUUGCCAUCAGCUCUCGGUUAAUGAUGACAGCUUCCGAAGCAAGCUCAGACAGAUCGUGACAAAGAAUCGCGAGACUGCCUUGAUCACCCCCCUGAGGGUGAUGAAUGGUGUCGGAAAGCAGGAUUACGUGGCUGCGGAUGAUGACAUGUGGACUUAUUUGAAAGGUGUCAAUAGUGCGUCCUCGUCCACGACCGGUGGUCAGGACUCGUCAGUGAGCACGCGAUCCACGGACAAUUCCAAUACGCUACCCUCGUCCAAUUCCAUGAAUCAGUCAGGAUCCAAGCGACUGUCCACUCUCCAGCCUCACAAAUCCAAUCUCAUUGUGAAUCCCAUGGACAUGCAGAACCGAUCAAUGACAUCCCAGAAGUUUGGCCAUUUACCCGGGAGUCGUUCCAAGGGCAGGAUCGUGGAAAACCCAUUGGAGUUGUCGCUUCAUUCUGAUUCCGAUUACAUGUCUGUCUCGGACAGUCUUCCCAAACAACAAGAGCCCAUUUACCACACCUUGGAGCCUCCUUUUAUCGAGACGGUAUUGCCCAAGAAGUUGGAUCGAGUCUAUAUCAACGCCGACCUUGAGGUCGUGUAUCCUCGAGUUGGUCGGCCUCGCCAACAACACACUUUAGAUGACUUCAUCGAAGACUUUGUCGAUGAAGACGAUGAACUUUUAGCGGAUGAACUUGGAACCGAAAACGACUCCAUGUACGAGGAUGAACGUCAGUUCUCCCGGAACAGCUCUUAUGUUCCAUCACCGGCUCCUGGUUCCAUGCCCAGAAACCGAUUGGUUUCGAAUACUGGAAGCUUCUCUCCACAUUCGAACAUCUCCGCUAGUCAGACGAGUGCGAACAAUUCCAUGUUCCCUCCCAAUAAAACUUCCACAACUUCCAGAAAUCACCAUCGAAAUCCUAGAUUCAAUCAGAAGAAGUCCAAUCAUCUUGAAGGAGGGACUUCUCGCCAACAAGAACAACACCCGCCCCAAAAUCCUGGUUACUACAUUUGAUGAAACGGCAGUGUCUCCGUUUGAUAAAAAAAACCUCCCCAAAAACAUUUUAUCAGUUCUGAACUGCUGCCUACCGAUCGUGAUUGUGAUGUUUGAUACUGAACCAACUUUAAUUCCCUCUUGUCCUGUUGCGAAUAAAUUGUGAUUUUGUCUGUUAACGUGAAA
This is a messenger RNA of Tigriopus californicus, 5565 nucleotides long. RefSeq names its product toll-like receptor Tollo. Bases 526 to 5400 code for a protein of 1624 amino acids. Gene Ontology annotation, biological process: signal transduction. Lineage: Eukaryota; Metazoa; Arthropoda; Copepoda; Harpacticoida; Harpacticidae. The record is from RefSeq and is a predicted model, not a curated record. The transcript has 7 exons. Gene Ontology annotation, cellular component: extracellular matrix. Gene Ontology annotation, molecular function: protein binding.